AUGUCUACUCCCCCAUCACCGAGGCAGGCACCAGACACUGAGCCAGCAUCCCCGGCUUCGUCGGCCUCCUCCAUCCAGAGUGAUAUGCCGUCAGUCUUGAUUGUUGGCGCCGGAAAUUUCGGCGCUGCAACGGCUCUGAGCCUUGCCAGGAGAGGUGGCUUCAAGGUCACGAUUCUUGACACUGCUCCUUAUCCAAACCCCAGAGCUGCCUCGCACGACAUCAACAAGAUUGUGCGAGAUGACUAUCCAGACAAGCUCUAUAUGCGGAUGCUCAUCAGGGCCAUGCCCAUGUGGCGUGCGGACAAGCUCUACAGCCCUUGGUACCACGAAGUCGGUAUGCUCAGGGCCGAUGCAUCUGACUUUGGUGAAAAGAGCGUUGCCUCGUACAGGGCCGUUGGAGUUGCCAACGACGCCGAAUUCCUGUCCGUCGACGAGGUGAGAGAACGCUGGAACGGCGUCUAUGCCACAGCAAAUUUCGGCAGCCUGGACAAGGUACUUUACAACCCCACGGUGGGGUAUGCGGAGGCAGACAAGGCAUUGCAGGCCGUCAUGCAAGCUGCAGUCGACUUGGGUGUUGAGUACGUGGUUGGCGAGAUGAAGUCGCUCGAUCUCGGCGCUGACGGCCGGUGCGUGGGGAUCGAGCUCGCCAAUGGCGACACCCUGCGAGCGGACAAGGUGCUGCUUUGCACAGGCGCAAGGACUGGCUCUCUCCUGGCCCAGAGCGCUCCCGGGAACAAGGAGCUCCACAUCGGUGACCGUCUGGUUGCAACAGGCGCCGUUAGCUUCUACUCCAAGCUGCAAGGCGAGCAGAAGGACAAGUUCGCCUGCAUUCCCGUACUAAAGAACUGCCUCCCCGAGGUUAAAGGCGAGGGCAUGUCGAUCCUCAAAGAUGGGACAAUCAAGUUCAACUGCGAUAUGUGCUUCACCAACUACGUGGAUAACCCUGUUACGGGCGAGAAGAUGUCCAUGACACCCGAAGCAUCGGAUUACAACACGUGGACCGGCCCAGAGUUCGUUCCCUUCCUCAAGCAGUGUGCCAGGAAGACGUUUGAUGGUCUGUAUGGCAAGGAAGUUGAAAAUCUCCCCAUUGAGUCGUAUCGUAUUUGCUGGGAUGCCUCUACACCGACUCAUGACUUCCUUAUUACGCCUCACCCUCACUGCGAAGGCUUGUACGUGGCCACAGGCGGCUCAUUUCACGGUUGGAAGUUCUUGCCAGUGAUUGGUGACUACAUUGUUGAUAUGCUGCACGGCCUGCUUGGUGCGGACUAUGCAGACCGAUGGGCGUGGGACCCGAAAAGCGGUGAUGGCCACUCUGCCAAUCCGACCUAUCAAGUUGUGGGAGAUUUACAGCAAUGGAUUUCGUAG
Trichoderma aggressivum f. europaeum is the source of this 1365-nucleotide messenger RNA. RefSeq lists its product as uncharacterized. Bases 1 to 1365 code for a protein of 454 amino acids. Gene Ontology annotation, molecular function: L-pipecolate oxidase activity; sarcosine oxidase activity; proline dehydrogenase activity. NCBI's taxonomy places the organism in Eukaryota, Fungi, Ascomycota, Sordariomycetes, Hypocreales, Hypocreaceae. The record is from RefSeq and is a predicted model, not a curated record. The transcript has 3 exons.